AUGUUUUUAGAUAAGGAUUCUAGAAUAAAAGUCAGACAAGAUAGACAUUAUGUUGACAACCAGGGUAGAGUUAGAAUAUUCCACGGGUUCAAUGCAGUGAACAAAGCGUUCCCCUGGUAUCCCCAACACAUGAGCAACGCCUCCCUGGUUAAGCACUAUAAAGAGUGGGGGUUCAACGCUGUCAGACUGGGAACCAUGUGGUCUGGAGUGGAACCUGAGCAGGGUAAAUACAACGAAACUUACCUUCAAGUUAUCAGAUCUCAGCUUAGCCUUCUGGCUGAUAACGGCAUGCACGCUUUUCUGGACAUGCACCAAGAUGUGCUGUCAAAAAGAUUCGGGACUUACGACGGAGCACCGGCCUGGUUGGUGGAUAUUCUUCCCAAAGGUACAAAUCCAUAUCCCUAUCCUUGGAAAUCAACCAAACCAUUUUAUGCCGGAGGUUGGGCCAAGCAAUACUUCACUGAAGAUUGCUGUGCGACUUUUCAAGGCUUCUAUACGACAACGUCAACCACUCUCAGGAGUCAGGACAUGUUCAUAGCAUUCUGGAAGAAAGUAGCCUCUUAUACUUUUAAAGACGUGACGAGUGUGCUAGGUUACGAGCUGAUUAACGAGCCAUGGGCAGGAUACGUUUGGGCUGACCCUCUCCUGUUCCUACCUGUAAAAGCAGGAUCUCAGAACCUCUUCCCGGUGUAUGACAAGAUAGCCCGAGCUAUCAGAGAAGUAGAUAACGGCACAAUCAUCAUGUACGAACCUGUCACGUGGGGUUACGUUCUGAAUGGGGAGAUUCUAGGAACAGGGAUAGAUACUUUACCUGGGGGUCCGGAGUUCAGGGAUAGAAGUGCUUUAUCCUACCAUCUCUACUGCUGGAUCCACGACGGAAACCACGACCCUCUGACUCCGUUCCAGAAGCUUGCCUGCGACGACAUCCAGGAAAAAGCUAUCAUUUCCACCGCUCACGGAGACAUGAUGAGAACAGGAGGAGGCUGGUUCCUGACAGAUUUUGGAGGUUGCCAACCUGACGGGAACAAAAACUCCUCCGACACUGUCAUGUGUAAUGCCAUGAUGGAGGUUGCUGACGACCACUUUGCUUCCUGGACAUACUGGGAUGAAGACUUCUUUGAUGACCAGUGGCACAUCCAGUGGAACAUACCUGGGGACCUCAGAGCUACUGCUGGAACACCUUUAUCUUUACAUUGGGAAGUUGACGCCCACUCCAUGACUUACAGUUAUGUUGUUGAUCCUAAGAUUGGUGCUCCAACUGAAGUGUUUGUCCCCCCUAUCUGGCAUCCGCUUGGAAUGGUAUUGUCCUGUUCGGAUGUGUUGACGUACUCGUUUGAUGAAGAUAAUCACGUGCUUCUGUUCAAGCUUGAUAGUACGGUUAUAAACCCUCAGAGGGUUUCGAUAAAAGUUAGCCCUAAGGCAAAAUAA
This is a messenger RNA of Bolinopsis microptera, 1428 nucleotides long. RefSeq names its product endoglycoceramidase-like. NCBI's taxonomy places the organism in Eukaryota, Metazoa, Ctenophora, Tentaculata, Lobata, Bolinopsidae. The record is from RefSeq and is a predicted model, not a curated record. Gene Ontology annotation, molecular function: hydrolase activity, hydrolyzing O-glycosyl compounds. The coding region runs from base 1 to 1428 and encodes 475 amino acids. The transcript is spliced from 3 exons.